AUACUAUUGUAUCUGAUGGCAUUGUACAAAAUAGUUCUGAAGUUGCUAAAGCCUUUAAGAAAAUUUAUAACAACCCGGAUAUCCCUCUUAUCUGGUCUAAUUUAUUACAAUGUAAUGAUGAUAGAGAAUUUAUGAGCGAAACUUCAAAAAUAAUAAAA
Molecule: messenger RNA, 158 nt
Organism: Racocetra persica
Lineage: Eukaryota; Fungi; Glomeromycota; Glomeromycetes; Diversisporales; Gigasporaceae
Source: the annotation of a GenBank genome assembly